Bemisia tabaci is the source of this 3770-nucleotide messenger RNA. RefSeq names its product heat shock protein 68. The record is from RefSeq and is a predicted model, not a curated record. Gene Ontology annotation, molecular function: ATP-dependent protein folding chaperone; ATP binding. NCBI's taxonomy places the organism in Eukaryota, Metazoa, Arthropoda, Insecta, Hemiptera, Aleyrodidae.
CUGCGGUUGGCGGGCUCGGACGGCGCCUCAGUCGCUGCUCCAAGUCGGCGUGAAUCGCGAAUCCCGUUCUGUGCGUGGCGUCUUAUCCGCGAAUUCCAAUAAUCGAUAAUCAAUAACCGAUACUCAGGAUGGGGAAGCAAGUGCCGGCAGUGGGAAUCGAUCUGGGGACGACGUACUCCUGCGUCGGGGUCUGGCAGCAUGGCAAAGUGGAGAUCAUCGCCAACGACCAGGGCAACCGCACCACCCCCAGCUACGUCGCCUUCAACGACACCGAGCGACUCAUCGGGGAUGCCGCCAAAAGCCAGGUGGCGAUGAACCCUAAAAACACGGUUUUUGAUGCGAAGCGACUCAUCGGAAGACGCUUUGAUGACCCCAAAAUUCAAGAUGAUAUUAAACACUGGCCCUUCAAAGUCAUCAGUGAUUCAGGAAAACCAAAGAUUCAGGUGGAGUUCAAGGGAGAGCAGAAGAUCUUCGCGCCGGAGGAGAUCAGUUCGAUGGUGCUCACGAAGAUGAAGGAAGUGGCGGAAGUAUACCUCGGGGGGAAGGUGUCGGAAGCUGUGAUCACGGUGCCGGCCUACUUCAACGACUCGCAGCGGCAGGCGACCAAGGACGCCGGGGCCAUCGCCGGAAUGAACGUCCUCCGGAUCAUCAACGAGCCCACGGCCGCCGCCCUCGCCUACGGCCUCGACAAGAACCUCAAGGGCGAGAGGAACGUCCUCAUCUUCGACCUCGGCGGCGGCACCUUCGACGUCUCCAUCCUCUCCAUCGACGAGGGCUCCCUCUUCGAGGUCAAGUCUACCGCCGGUGACACUCACUUGGGUGGCGAGGACUUCGACAACCGGCUAGUGACGCACUUCUCUGAGGAAUUCAAGCGGAAGUACAAGAAGGACCUGCGAGGGAACGCGCGGGCGCUGCGGCGGCUGCGGACGGCGUGCGAGCGGGCCAAGAGGACGCUCUCGUCGUCGACGGAGGCCUCCCUGGAGAUCGACGCGCUGCACGAGGGGGUGGACUUCUACGCCAAAAUCACCCGCGCCCGCUUCGAGGAGCUCUGCAUGGACCUCUUCCGCAACACUCUGGCCCCCGUCGAGCGGGCCCUCACCGACGCCAAGAUGGACAAGGGAUCCAUCCACGACGUCGUCCUUGUUGGCGGCUCCACCCGCAUACCCAAGGUCCAGAAGAUGCUCCAGGAUUUCUUCUGCGGGAAGUCGUUGAACCUUUCGAUCAAUCCCGACGAGGCAGUGGCCUACGGAGCGGCGGUGCAGGCGGCCAUCCUGAGCGGAGACCAGAGUGCGGAAAUUCAGGACGUCCUCCUUGUUGACGUCACGCCCCUGUCCUUAGGGAUCGAGACUGCCGGUGGCGUCAUGACCAAGAUCGUUGAGAGGAACGCCCGCAUCCCUUGCAAACAGACCCAGACCUUCACCACCUACUCGGACAACCAGCCCGCCGUCACCAUUCAGGUGUUCGAGGGCGAGCGGUCGAUGACCCGCGACAACAACCUCCUGGGGACGUUCAACCUGUCAGGGAUCCCGCCGGCGCCGCGAGGUGUGCCCAAGAUCGAGGUGACGUUCGACCUGGACGCCAACGGGAUCUUAAACGUCUCUGCGAAGGACAACAGCAGCGGGAAGAUGGAGCGGAUCACCAUCAAAAACGACAAGGGGCGCCUCUCGAAGGAGGACAUCGAGAAGAUGCUCGCCGAUGCCGAGAAGUACAAGCACGAGGAUGAGAAGCAGAAGGAGCGCGUCACCGCCCGCAACCAGCUCGAAGGGUACACCUUCAACGUCAAACAGGCCGUCGAGGAGGCGGGUAGCAAACUAUCGGAGACAGACAAGAAAGCUGUGUUGGACAAAUGUUCGGCAGUGCUUACCUGGUUGGACACAAACUCAUUGGCAGAGAAGGAGGAGUACGAAGAAAAACUUAAGGACCUGCAGAAGGAUUGCGCUCCGGUCAUGACCAAACUUCAUCAGCAAGGAGGCAAAGGUCCCACCGUCGAAGAGGUCGAUUAAAUAUUUAGGGUAAAGGAAAAAUGCAACCUCAACUCUGCGGACUUAACACUUAAGAGAAAGAAUAAAUCUACAAAAAAGAGCGGGUGAAUUUUGCGAUUAGAGGGAAAAGGCAAGAGCAAUAAACAAUGUAGUGCGUUGUAAAACGCUUGAAAAACGGGUAGAUUUUGUUGACUUUGAGAAAAUCUUUGUUCUAUAUAUUGUGUCUGAAUUUAAUAGACUUACAACUGAACCGUUCAAAUUGAAGUCAAAUUUCCUAUUUUCAUUGGAAAAAUAGAGAUGUGUUCACUUAAAAUUCACGCUUAAAACAUAAUGUAUCAAGGGGUUAACGGCAACCUCUCAUAUACAUAUAACUCGGUCAAUAUUGCUCGUAAUGUUCCUUGCUAAAUAAUUAUCGGUUAAAUGCAUUACCUUAAAGCUUGCACGUAUGUCCCUAUUAAGUGUUGAGUUAGGUUGAAUUGAAGUUUGUAAUUGUAUUUUCCACAUGCAAUAUAUGGUAAAAAAAUUGAAACUUGAAAGGACUUGCAACUUUCUGAGAACAGAUAAACUUUUUCUACAAGUAGAUAAACAAGUUUCGAACAUAAUGGUCACAGUGAAACCCAUGUCGGGGACGUAUUUUGUCUUUCAAUAUUUUCAUCGUUACCAGUUUGUAUAUUCAUCGUUUCUCUGAAAAUGUUGGGUGAAUGUGAUUUGUUUCUUUUUUUUUUAAAAAAAAGUGAACGAUUGAAAAUAUGAAACUGUAAAUAAGAAUAUAAUUGUAAACAUUUUUGCCCUCGAUGAAUCAUGAGUGUAAAAAGUAACCUCUUCAUUCUGUUACCUUUUCAAAUUCUAAUAUUAACUUAUUUUAAGUUGAUUCAUAAAUUUAAAAAAAAAGAGUUAGAACCAUAGGCCCAAUACAAAUUGCUGCAUCAGUGUAGCUUUUGAGAGAGUUUCCACUCAAUACAAUGCAUAAGGAGACAAUUUUAAUUUUAAUGUGUUUGCAUUGCCACAUUAUUACGUAAAAUUCAUAUUUAAGGGCCCAUAAAGAUGCUAGUUUCGUAAUUGAAAAAUUGCAUACUGGCCCAACGCUCACCCGCGUACUAACACCCCCAAUUUCAUUUUUCCGCUUUCCAAAGCACAGAUUAACUGAUAACUCAUCGAAGCUCAAAGUUUGUAAAAAAAACUAGGUUCUUUAAUGUUUUGUUAAGGAGCUUGAUUUUAAAUGGUUAUUUGCUCCUGGGUUCGGACGCAGUCUUGCUUUGAAGGGACUGCUCAGAACUUCCUGAUCACAAAUCAUUGUAGCCCGCAAGCAGACUACUACUGCUGCAGUGCAGUGGGCUUGCUUGCCCUCUAUAGACUGAUUUAGUGACUACGUCAUUCGCUAUAAUAUCGAACUCUUGGUUCAAACCAAAACAAACUAACAAAACCUCAUGUGCGAAUUCUUCAUGAGUUACUUGUGUUAAUUUAUUUAUAUGUAGUCAUUAAUCGGCCAUAAAUCAAUUAGAGACUCAUUAAAUACGAGAGCUUACGAUUGUAAAAAACACUUGGACGCAUUUUACCACCAUUCUGCAAAGGGCGCGAAUCAGAAACAAGGUUCUGUGUUUCUUUAAAUUUGAACCAAGGGUUCGAUAUUAUAUCGAAUGACGUAGCCACUAAAUCAGUCUAUUGCAGGGUAGUGAUUCAUGAGCUCUAAAAAAGUCGAACUGCAUUUAUGAUGUUUGUUUAUAUCUAACUGUUAAUUGUUAAAUUAUUAUUUAUUUUUCCAAAAUAAGAGUAAGUUUUAACAAAGUU